Molecule: messenger RNA, 480 nt
Organism: Canis lupus familiaris (dog)
Lineage: Eukaryota; Metazoa; Chordata; Mammalia; Carnivora; Canidae
Product: 60S ribosomal protein L31-like
Exons: 2
Coding region: 65-439 (124 amino acids)
Biological process (GO): cytoplasmic translation
Cellular component (GO): ribosome; cytosolic large ribosomal subunit
Molecular function (GO): structural constituent of ribosome
Source: RefSeq, a predicted model, not a curated record
GCUCCCUGGGCCAAAGGCAGGUACUAAACCACUGAGCCACCCAGGGAUCCCUGGGCCCGGCAGAAUGGCUCCCGCAAAGAAGGGUGGUGAGAAGAAGGGCCGUUCUGCCAUCAAUGAGGUAUUGACCAGAGAAUACACCAUCAACAUUCACAAACGUAUCCAUGGAGUGGGUUUCAAGAAGCGUGCCCCUUUGGCACUCAAAGAGAUCCAGAAAUUUGCCAUGAAGGAGAUGGGAACUCCAGAUGUCUGCAUUGACACCAGGCUCACCAAAGCUGUCUGGGCCAAAGGAAUAAGGAAUGUUCCAUACUGUAUCCGUGUGCAGUUGUCCAGAAACCGAAACAAAAAUGAAGAUUCACCAAAGAAGCUCUACACGCUGGUUACCUACGUACUUGUCACCACUUUCAAAAAUCUACAGACUGUUAAUGUGGAUGAGAACUAAUUGCUGAUUGUCAAAUAAAGGUAUAAAACUGCAAAAAAAAA